This is a messenger RNA of Loxodonta africana (African savanna elephant), 458 nucleotides long. RefSeq lists its product as uncharacterized. The record is from RefSeq and is a predicted model, not a curated record. The coding region runs from base 267 to 446 and encodes 59 amino acids. NCBI's taxonomy places the organism in Eukaryota, Metazoa, Chordata, Mammalia, Proboscidea, Elephantidae. The transcript has a single exon.
ACAGGUUCCCUCCCGCCUUUCCCUUUGAAAACCAGGAUUUUGGCUUUUCCGUGGCUCCCGAGAGAGAAUGCUGGACUCUGCCGACUUCAGCGCAAGCUAAGAUUUCUCAGUUAGGGAAGAAAGAUCAGCCCAGUCCUGCCUGAGAGGGGGGGAAGCAAGCGCCCCUGCCCCCAUUCCCCCUCCCCUCCCCCACCGUAUUCGGGCGCCAAACCCAGCCCUUCCCUAAUCACCCGACUUCCUCCUCUCCUUUCUAGCAUGGUGGCUGUAUGGACAGUCUGACAGAACAGAGACUGACAUCUCCCAAUCUGCCGGCCCCCCACCUGGAACACUACAGUGUUCUGCAUUGCACCAUGACCCUGGAUGUGCAAACUGUAGUUGUUUUUGCCGUGAUUGUAGUCCUCCUGCUUGUCAAUGUCAUACUCAUGUUUUUCCUGGGAACCCGCUGAAUGGAGUCCAGC